CUUAUAAAUAAUUUAUAAGAAAUGAAAAAUUAUACAGUUCUAUCUGCGGAUACCUGUAUCCAAUUGGCAAGUCUAAGUUGACAUUUACAUCUCGAUUGAUGUUCUUCGUUGGAAAGAAAAUGUAUUGUUGUCGGACGAAACUGUCCUGUUCAUAAAGACCAGAUGUUACUUUAUAAAAUCAUAAGUCAGAUGUAAUAUUACGCAAAUAUCUACAGCACUAUUACCUUUGUGCCAUGAAAUAAUACUGAUAGUUCUAGUUUGUUGCCAAUGAAAUAAAUUGUAUCAACUCGAUUAUAAGUUAGAAAUUAUUUUAAUCGUUACGUUUGGCGUUACAACGUCUGAAAUAUUUUGUCAAUGCAUAAUCUCGUGCAGUGACGUCACAGCGCACUACAUACCACUGUUGUACGAUUCUAGCUGCGGUUAUGUCGGCAUGUGAAUUGUCUGUGCAGUGAAUGGAUAUGUUUACGUUAAGUAAGUCACGAAAGUAAUAAGUCGGUGUAAAAGUUGGAACGACAGGAUUUGGGGUUUGGUUUGCCGAAGCAUCGAUAACGACAACAAAUGUUGCUGCGAAAGGUAACGUUUCUCCUGAGAAAUAUAGCUGGUGUCCAACAUGAUUCAGGACACGCUGGUGUUCUCACGCGUAAAUUUCUGCAAAGCAACACAUUACCAUUUUCAACAACAAUACGACGGCAAAAUGAGCAGCAACAAGAUUCUGUUGAAGAAAAGUCGUCCUUACUUUCGACGAAGACGGGUACGCCAGAUAAAUUGUACAAGAAGAUUGAGGUUGAGGUCAGGGGAAACGACCCAGCUGUGUUAAAGAGUUACGGAGUAUUUGCAGUAACGGCUGCAAAUCACUUAAAGAUUAAUGUAGCUAGGAAUAUGGCACCAUAUAAGGCUAUUCAUGAACGGUGGACGGUAUUAAAAUCAGCUCAUGUUCACAAGAAACAUCGAGUUCAAUAUGAAAUUAGAACUUACUACCGUUAUCUGGAUUUUGUAAAAUUAACUGGCUCCACAGCAGAUACUUUUCUAGAGUAUAUUCAGAGGAAUUUGCCAGAAGGAGUGGCGAUGAAAGUAACCAAGAUUGAAUUGGAAAAGUUACCAGAGAGCAUAGCUGCAAUGUCUCAAACAUAAUACUAGUAAUUAUGAAUGACGGUGCAUACGAAAUUGAAGAUUACAAGAUUAGUUGUCGUAAAGCUGCUAAUUUGCGAAAAUCGGAACGCCAGCGUAAAUCCGUGCGCCUCUAGAAGGACGUUAAGUGAUCGGUUUGAUGAUUAUCACAUUCUGCGACGAAUCGAUAUUUCUGCCGAACGUGUUGUGCUCUAGUUCCGGCA
Molecule: messenger RNA, 1331 nt
Organism: Harpegnathos saltator (Jerdon's jumping ant)
Lineage: Eukaryota; Metazoa; Arthropoda; Insecta; Hymenoptera; Formicidae
Gene: mRpS10
Product: mitochondrial ribosomal protein S10
Exons: 6
Coding region: 559-1131 (190 amino acids)
Cellular component (GO): mitochondrion; mitochondrial small ribosomal subunit
Source: RefSeq, a predicted model, not a curated record